Messenger RNA from Miscanthus lutarioriparius, 7344 nucleotides. Lineage: Eukaryota; Viridiplantae; Streptophyta; Magnoliopsida; Poales; Poaceae. The record is from the annotation of a GenBank genome assembly.
AUGGCUGCACCAGGCGCCGGCACCGGCGGCCGGCGCGCCUCCAGCUCGCGAGCCCGCCGCGCGUCCGCCGCGGCGGCGGAGUCUAAUGAGAACGAAGACCUUGCCGCCGCGUCCUCUUCCUCGUUCGCCCUCGCCCCCGCUCCGCAUUUCUCGCUGCCCCCGAGGUCGCCGCUCGCGGCCAUCGCGGAUCCCGGGCGGAACCCUCGGUCCGCGCCGGCGACGCCCAAGUCGCUGGCCAGCACGCCCAGGGCCUCCGCGGCGGGGUCGGGGGCCAGGGACCGGACCUCAUCGGUUGGGGCGGCGAAGAGGGUGUUCGAUCUGAGGGAUGUCGCGGCCGCGGAGGUGCCCCUCGAGGUGCCGCACUUCGAGCUCGACGAGGACCCCGCGUUCUGGAAGGAUCGCAAUGUGCAGGUUUUGAUACGGAUAAGACCAAUUAGUGAUGCCGAGAAUGCUACUCAUGGUCAGAAAAGGUGCUUGCUGCAGGAUAGCUCAAAGACAUUGAGCUGGACAGGACAUCCGGAAACCAUGUUCACGUUUGACCAUGUUGCAUGCGAAACAAUAUCACAGGAAAAGCUAUUCAGAGUUGUGGGUCUGCCAAUGGUGGAGAACUGCAUGUCAGGAUACAAUGGUUGUCUGUUUGCCUAUGGUCAGACGGGAAGUGGGAAAACUUACACAAUGAUGGGAGAACUUACAAAGUUGGGCAAUGAGCUUAGUAAGGAUGCUGGCUUGACACCUCGCAUUUUUGAAUAUCUUUUUCGACGGAUAAAUGAGGAAGAAGAGCGCCGGAGAGAAGAAAAGCUUAAAUAUAUUUGCAAAUGCUCUUUUCUAGAGAUUUACAAUGAACAAAUAACUGAUCUACUUGAACCCUCGUCAACCAAUCUUCAGAUCCGUGAAGAUAUAAAGAAAGGUGUAUAUGUUGAAAAUCUAAUGGAAUGUUAUGUGUCAUCUGUUGAAGAUGCUAUGCUGCUAUUGCUACAGGGGGUUGCAAACAGGAAAAUGGCUGCCACAAAUAUGAACAGCGAGAGCAGCCGCUCACAUAGUGUUUUUACUUGUGUAAUUGAGAGUCAUUGGGAAAGUGAUUCGAUGACACACCUCCGAUUUGGGAGGUUGAAUUUAGUUGAUCUUGCCGGUUCUGAGAGGCAGAAAAGCUCAGGUGCCGAAGGAGAACGUUUGAAAGAAGCUGCAAACAUUAAUAGAUCGCUGUCAACCCUUGGGCUUGUUAUUAUGACUCUAGUGGAUGUUGCAAAUGGGAGAAGCCGUCAUGUUCCUUAUAGAGAUUCAAGGCUUACAUUUCUCCUUCAGGAUUCACUAGGAGGGAACUCUAAAACAACAAUUGUUUCCAAUGUCAGCCCAUCUAUUUGUUCUUCCAGUGAGACAUUGAGUACCUUGAAGUUUGCCCAACGUGCAAAGCUGAUUCAAAAUAAUGCAAAAGUAAAUGAAGACGCUUCAGGAGAUGUUAUGGCUUUACAAAGGCAGAUAGAGGAACUAAAGGAUCAACUGACAUGCUUGAAGAAGCAAAAAGAUUGUCCUGGAUCACCUAGCUUGUUGCUUAAUUCAGACUUUGCCAAUGAAUUCAAAACUUCAUGUGGAGUAGAUGAUCAACUAGACUGUGAUCUGAAUAUCCUAAAGCAAAAGGUUAGCCAUCUAGAACAUGUCUUGGCUGGGAGCCUCAGGAGAGAGAAAUCAGCGGAGACCAAGAUUGGGAAGCUGGAAGCAGAAAUACAGCACUUGAACCGUUUGGUCAACCUGAUUGAGUCUGACGCACAGCGCUUGAGGAAGAGGCUCGAACUUCGUGGUGAAAAACAAAGAUUACACUCGAUUGGUGAAAAUGCUGCAUUAUCCCAGGAGAUUCAGUUGUUGCAAGAACAAAUCAAUGAAAAUCCUCAAUUGACUCACUUCGCGUUGGAAAACAAGAGAUUGAUUGAGGAACUUACAACGCUUCAGAACUUCUACAAGCAAGGGGAAAGAGAGAUGUUAUUGACAGAGAUAUCUCUUUUGCGGAAUCAUUUCCUUCAUAUCCUUGAGCAUAAAUACGCAGCAGCUCCUAAAAAUGUAGAAGCUCAGGGUGAUGAGCUCAUCAAGGAGCUUGACAAUUGCAGGAAGGAACUGGAUGCAUGCUUAGAAAACAAUGUUCUGUUAGCUCGUGAAGUAAAUAAGCUUCGCUGUGAACUGAUACAAUACCAGAAGCCCUGCACAAAUCAAGUUGCUCCUGAGGAAAAGGAGAAUGUUGUGGCCACAAGCAUCAACACAGUGCAAAAUGAUCAAGACAAGCAGAAUUUUUCAUAUUUGUCAUCAGAUGAUGUUAACAAGCAGUUCAUGCAAGCAGGGAUCACAACUAAUAUUUCAGAAUCAUUCCAACUUGAAUUACCUUAUGAAAUUGACAGUGAAGAUCCGGAGUCUCCUCAUUUGCAUGAUCCAGAAACACACGACUUUAGGGAUCCUACAACAGCGUCGGAGUAUGAUGGUGUAUUGUCUGAGUGCUUCAACUUAGCUAUGGGGUCUUCACAUGAUGUACUUGACAAAAGCACUAUUCUGACUGAGCUGAAUUUUCUAGAGAAGGAUGACGCUUAUCAUGUCCAUGAAAAAGCUCCAAUGAGGGGUGUACAUUUGCAUGAUGAGACUUUAUUGUGCCAAGAGAUUGAAAUAGUGAACUCAAGUAAACAUCUAUCACAGGAUGAAUUGGAAAACCUUAAAAGAACAAAUCAAGAGCUCAAAGAGAAGCUGUUUAUUAUGGCUGAAGAAAGUAAUAAGCUUUCAGAGAUUAUUGUUGCAAAAGAUGUAGAAAUUGCUUCUUUAUCAGAAGAAUGGGAGGCUGCAAUUUUUUAUCUAACAAGCUUCUUAACAGAUGGAUGUAGAUCACUGGAUGAUGCAUAUCAGAACAUUGAUAAUAUGAUUAGCUCAUUUCCUCACAGUAACAGUUCUGUAAGUGAACAUGUGGAGAAGGCUAUGAAAAUUAGCAUUGAGAAAGAAAAGAUGAUAUUCAAACUUCAAAAUGAACUACAAACUGCGCAGAAAAUUGGCAGGGAAGUGAAGGAAAAGCUGCAUAUUUUAAGAGGUGCAACUCUUGCUAUAACUGAAGCUCAGCAGUUGGAUAAUGAAGAAAGCUCUCAGGAAGAACUACAGCUAGUAGGUUUAUUGCACCAAAAGGAUUGUAUAAUACAAGAACUAAAGAACAAUUUGAAAGCAGAAAAUUGUGUCUUUGCAGAAAGAGUAAAAGGACAUUCUCGUGAUGACCUAGUGUUGCCUGAUAGUUCAGUUGACAUGAUUGAGGAAUUGCCUCGUGAUGAAAAUCAACCAGCAGCUAGUCAAGCUAAUCCAGAUUACCAGUCAAAGCUUGAUAGUGUGAUGCAUCUUGUCGAAGACAAAUCAAAUAAGGUUCUGACCUUAUUUUCAAAUUUUGAGGCAGCUCAAGAAACCAUGGAAGAGGCUGAACUUAUGCUUUCAGCUUUGUUGAAGGCCAAUGAAGAAUUAAAACUUGAGAGAGAUAAUUGCAGGCAAGCUGUGGAAUUGUUGUUGUCUGAGAAAAGUUCUCUGAUCGGUGACUUGAAGGAACUUGAAGCAUCAAGCUCUUGUUCAUCCCAGAAAUAUGACAAAUUGCAUCAACAGAUAAAUGAGUGCGUUUCAGAGAUGACAAAGCUUGCUGCUAUAAUAAGGAAGUCGUUUCAGCAAAUUCAAAGUUUUUCCAUGGUAGAACUCUUCGCUCUUUGCUCAGAGAUUAUUACUUUUGGCCAAGACUUGAAAGGAUGUAUAAUUGAUUCAAGGUCAUAUAUAGCGAACAUGGUAUCACUUAUAGAAGAAAAAGGCAGAUCUACAGAGCAGUUCCAUCACCUAAAUGCAAAUGCUCGUGGGUCUGCUUGCCAACAGGUAGAUUCACAUUCAUGCCAGUGGGGUAGCAGCAAACCUCCUCAAUCUGAUUAUAGUGCAGAAUAUGCAUCACUCAGAAGAGAAUUUGACAGGAAGAGCAAUGUUGUAGAAGGAUUGUCUUUUGAUCUUAAACUACUGCAAGAGUCUACCUCAAACGCAAAAGAUAUGAAAGAUAAAGCUGAUGAAAUAUCUACUGCCCUUAGCAAUGUUCAAAGAGAACUAGAUAUGAAAACUUCUACAAUAGAAACCAUGUUGAAAAAACAAAAGGUACUUGAGGAAGAACUGGCUGAAAAUGGUGCCAGACUCAUUAUUUUAAGAUCAGAGUUAGAGCAUUCCCAAAGUUUAUCAUCAGCGUUAUUGAAGGAGAACAAAGGUCUGAGAGUGAUGUUGGAAGAUGAAACUGUGAAGAAUAGUGAAACAAAAGUGCUGUUGGAAGAAAAAGUUAAGGUCAUAGAGGGAUUGGAGAGCCAAAUACUAUUGCUAAAUCGUUCUGAAGUGGGGCGGUUGAUGUCAGAUAUUGAAGAAUUAAAUAAUAGCAUUAAAAUAAUGAGUAGUGACAGAGAAAAUCUCCAGGCAGAGAUAUUUAAGUUAAGGGACAAGCUUGAGAUGGCAAUGGCUUUAGCUGAGGAAAAUGAAGCUGCUGCUAUUGAAGCUCGUCAAACUGCAGAGAUUAGUAAAAUCUAUGCUGAGGAAAAAGAGGAGGAGGUUAAGAUUCUUGAACGAUCUGUCGAGGAACUUGAAGGAACAGUGACUGUUCUUGAGGAAGAGGUAUGCAACCUUAAAGAGGAAGUAAGGAGCCAUCAAGUACAUAAACUAUCUGAAGCCCACUUUCAAGCUUUUGAUGGCAUGCUUGCUGUAGAAAAAGCAUCAAAAUGUGAUGCUGCUGAGGAAUCGUGUCAAGGGAAAUGUCAUCUAGAAAAGAGAUUGCAAGCUGAGAUUCUUGCACAUCAAGAUGUCAGAAAGAAGAUUGAAGGUCUCAAAUUGGAAGCAAAGCGUAAAGAUGAUGAGAUUGGGCAAUACAUAGAGCAUAUUGCUGAGUUGGUCCUGCAUUCAGAAGCACAGUCUUUGUUGUUUCAGGAGAAGUACCAUGAAAUGGAGCACAUGGUUUCUAGACAGAAGUUUGGUCCGCAUGAAUCUAGUUCUGAGACUGUCCAUGCCAAAACUGAAAAGCCUUCAGGGCGAGCAAGAGGAUCCAGCUCCCCUUUCCGGUGCAUAUCUAGCAUUAUUCAACAAAUGAACUCUGAGAAGGAUCAAGAAAUCUCGGUGGCACGCCAACGAAUUGAAGAACUGGAAGGUUUGGUUAGUUGCAAACAGAAAGAGAUAUGGUUGCUAACAUCAAGACUAGCUGCUGUGGAUACCAUGACACAUGAUAUUAUAAGAGAACUACUUGGUGUCAAACUAGACAUGACAAACUAUGCUAAUUUGGUUGACCAAGAAGAGGUGCAAAAGUUGCUGAUAGCAUCCCAGCAACAAAUUGAACAAUCAAAGGCGAAGGACACAGAACUUGAAGCGUUGAAAGAACAGCUUGGUCUUCUCAUUCUGGAAAGGGACAGCUUGCUUGAUGACAUGGACCAAAGAAAGACGGACCUAUUAGAGGCCCAACUGCUCGUUGAACAGCUUGAGCAACGGGAGCAGAUGCUGGAAGCACAGAUUGAAAUGUUACAGUUGGAGAAAGACAACCUUCAACAGAAGACCAUGGAGAUGGACGAGACAAUUGAACUUCUAGCCAGAUCAAACCAACAAGAUAUAAAUCCAAGAAUGGUGAAGGAGGGCCAGCUUCAGCGGCCUGCGGCGGCCGAGCUUCGUGCCGCGAAAGCGGACCAGCUGGAACCGGUCGCUCUCCAUCAGUUUUUAGCUAACAAAUGUUUUGAAUACAGAGGGAGAGAGAGUAUUUUUGUCGCACCCGGUGCAAGUCUUCAACAGAAACCCUGUGGAGCACUGAAACGACCACCCAAACCUAGCAACCUAGUGAAGAAACAUCAGGGUGGCCCUCCCGAUUUUAGCAAGGAGAAGGCGUAUUUUGAAGAGGUCGAUGCUUUUGAUCUCAUGGAAGAAAGUCCUUCUCCUAAGUACUUUGCCUCGUGGAACAAAGGGAUGGAGGAGAAUGUCAUAAUUCAUGAUCUGCCUGCAAUUUUGGAGAGGUGGAAAAUUUCCAGUCUUGCAAGACGUGCGUCAUCCGAGCCCUUGUUUGACAUUAUGGAGACGCCAAUCUUACCAUCAGUCCUCAGUAACAACAGUACAACUAACAGAGGGUCAGGGACAUACACCGCUGGAAGGGCAAUCCCUGUAGGCUACACUGAUAUCAGUUUAAAGAGCAGUGAAAAAGACAGCCUGAUUACAUCAUUCGGUAAAGUGAACAUUAAGGAGGAGCCUGUUGAAGCUAGCAUUCCAUGGAAUGGUGAAGCUCUGAGUGCUUUUGACCAGCUCCUCAUGGUUUGCAGACAGUCUGCACCAGUUACCCUGGCAGAAGUAUUCUCUGCUUAUUGUGAGCUAGGCAGCAUCAAGAAGCUUGGUGAAGGGACCUAUGGGGAGGCCUACAGGGCUGGAAGAACGGUGUGCAAAGUGGUACCUUUUGACGGAGACUUGUUAGUCAAUGGAGAAACCCAAAAGAGAUCGGAAGAAAUACUUGAGGAAGUCUUACUUUCUCUAACGCUUAAUAAUCUGAGAGCAAAUCAGGGUGAUGAUGUUAAAACAAAUUCAUGCAAUGGUUUCAUUGAGACAAAAGACUUUCGGGUCUGUCAAGGACCCUAUGACCCUUCUCUGAUUCGUGCCUGGGAAGACUAUGAUGCGGAACGUGGAUCUGAAAAUGACCAUCCAAAGGAGUUUACAAGGGAACAGUGCUACAUUGUCUUUGUGCUAGCUGAUGGUGGCACUGAUCUUGAAAGUUUCGCUCUAGUUGACUAUAAAGAGGCUCACAGUUUACUAGUUCAGGUUACUGCUUCCUUAGCAGUAGCUGAAAGUGCUUGUGAAUUUGAACAUCGAGAUUUGCACUGGGGUAACAUUCUUUUGGCUCAAGAUGAAACUCCAGACACAAAUCAUACAAUGAGCUUCACUCUUCAAGGGAAGAGGAUGCAUGCAAGAACUUUUGGUCUGAAUAUUUCCAUAAUUGACUUCACUCUUUCUCGGAUCAACACAGGGACUGCCAUUCUUUUCCUUGACCUGUCUGCGGACCCUGCAUUAUUUCAAGGGAAAAAGGGAGAUAAGCAGGCAGAAACAUAUCGAAGAAUGAAACAGAUCACCCAGGAACGCUGGGAGGGCAGCUUCCCGAAGACAAACGUGGUGUGGUUAAUCUACCUUGUAGAUAUGGUGCUACAGAAGCUGAAACCACUUGCUUCUGGAAACAAAAUCGAGCGGGAGCUUCGCUCGUUCAAGAAACGCCUGGCGUCUUACGAGUCCGCUGGAGAUUGUCUGGGCGAUCCCUUCUUUGCUGAUGUCUUGAUGACCGAGGAUGACGAGCUCCCUUCAAUGCCUCCUCUGUAG